Molecule: messenger RNA, 504 nt
Organism: Mus caroli (Ryukyu mouse)
Lineage: Eukaryota; Metazoa; Chordata; Mammalia; Rodentia; Muridae
Source: RefSeq, a predicted model, not a curated record
AUGCUAGCAGCAGCACUUCUUGCAGCCACACUUCUGCUGGCAGCAGCACUUCUGCUGGCAACAGCCCUUCCCACAGCCACAGCCGCAGCCACAGGAGCCACAGCCACAGGAGCGGCAGCAGCAUUUCCCCGUCUAUUGUCUCAAAGCAGUAUAGUUGGUGGAAACUCAGCCGAAAGGGAAGUGCUCCUCAAGAGGAGCAUCACAUCUCCCUCUCCUCUCCCGAGUCUCCUCACUGCACCUGAAUCCUCUCUACUGACAACAUGGGCUGUGGCUGUGGUGGCUGUGGCUGUGGCGGCUGUGGCGGCUGUGGCAGCUGUGGAGGCUGCGGUGGCUGUGGAGGCUGCGGCUGCGGUGGCUGUGGCUGUGGCGGCUGUGGCGGCUGUGGAGGCUGUGGUGGUUGUGGAGGCUGCAACAGCUGCACCACCUGCAGGUGCUACCGGGUUGGCUGCUGCGGCUGCUGUGGUGGCUGCUGCGGCUGCUGUGGCUGCUGCAGGCCUGUGCUAG